Messenger RNA from Closterium sp. NIES-65, 1656 nucleotides. The record is from the annotation of a GenBank genome assembly. Lineage: Eukaryota; Viridiplantae; Streptophyta; Zygnematophyceae; Desmidiales; Closteriaceae.
AUGCGGAGAAAGCUUAGGAGCCGAGCUGUCUUCCCUCCCCUCCCUUCCUUCCCUCCCUUCUCUUCUCCCUCUCUCUGCCUUCCUCUCUCCAGCGUCCCUCCUCUCCUCUCGUUCUCCCCCCACCCACUUUCCCCCACCCGCCACCCCCCUUUUCGUCCCUACUCCCCCUCUCCCCUCCCCCUUCCCCCAUCCCCUCCCCCCCUCCCUCCUCCCUUUCCCCUUCUCCGACUUUCGUACCCUUGUCAUCCCUUGUCCUCGUUCUGGCCCUCGCUCUGCUCUACGAAGCACCCACCCGCCUAUUUUCUCCUCAUCCUAGCUCUACCCGCGCUCAUGUUCUGCCCUCUUUCCCUUAUACCCCCGCCCCGCCUUUUCUUCUUCCCCGCUCCCUCCCCUCUCACCCCCCCGCCCCGCCCCUCCUCCCCCUCCCCCUCCUCUCUCUCCCUCCCCCACGCCUUUCCCUUUUUCUGGACAGCAGUUUCGCACCUGAGCCAAGGAAUCCGCGUUAGAAGCAGUGUAACCACGACCGCGCAUGCUACCAGCAGAAGCGGAACUAUCAGCAGCCCCUCUUCCCCCACCUUCGGAGCUCGCCCUUUCUCGUUGGAGACGCGGUUUCGAAUCCCGGCGACGCCAUUCGCGCCCCUGGUGGGGUGGGGGUCCGCGCGGAAAGGGGCUGCGCGGAAUGGGAGCGCGCGGAACAGCCUGGCGGAAGGGCAGGGGAUGGGGGAGGUGGUAAAGAGCGGAGUUACCCGCGCGCAGGAGAAUUUGGAUGCGUUUGUGCGGUUCACCCGCCCGCACACCAUGAUUGGCACGACCAUCAGCAUCGUGUCCGUGUCUCUGCUCGCAGCUGCCUCUGUCGCGGAUCUAAACACACGCUUCCUCGUCGGCCUCUUACAGGCGGUGGUACCGGCACUGCUCGCGAAUGUGUACAUUGUGGGGCUCAACCAGCUGUUCGACAUUGACAUUGAUAAGGUGAACAAGCCGUACCUCCCUCUCGCCAGUGGGGAUUUCUCUGUGCGGACAGGCGUCACCAUUGUCACUGUCUGCGCUGUCCUCAGUCUUGCUCUGGGCAUUCUCUCGGGCUCCAUGCCGCUUCUGGCAACGCUCGUCAUCAGCAUGCUGCUUGGAACAGCCUACUCCAUUGACCUGCCCUUCCUCCGCUGGAAGCGAUUCCCUGUCAUGGCAGCAUCGUGCAUCCUGGCAGUGCGUGCAGUCAUCGUGCAGCUAGGUUUCUACUCACACAUGCAGAUGGCAGUGAUGCAGCGCUCCCUGCAGCUCUCCUCGCAGCUCAUCUUCGCCACGGCCUUCAUGUGCACCUUCUCCAUCGUCAUCGCUCUCUUCAAGGACGUGCCUGAUGUGGAGGGGGACCGGGUUUUUGGCAUCCGCUCUCUCAGCGUCAGGGUCGGCCAGAAGAAGGUGUACUGGUUCUGUGUGUCCAUCCUGCUUGCAUCCUAUGCUGCCGCUACCAUCAUGGGUCUCACCUCAUCCACGCUCUGGUCCAAGGUCCUCUCUGUGGUGACCCAUGUGGGUGCAGCCACAGCUCUGUGGCGCGUGGCAUCAUCAGCAGACCUGUCGAGCCAGCAGGACAUCACGGAUGUAUACAUGUUCAUAUGGAAGCUUUUCUACCUCGAGUACCUCUUCAUUCCCUUCUUGAGAUGA